This is a messenger RNA of Racocetra fulgida, 176 nucleotides long. The record is from the annotation of a GenBank genome assembly. Lineage: Eukaryota; Fungi; Glomeromycota; Glomeromycetes; Diversisporales; Gigasporaceae.
CAAAUUAAUUCUAUGAGCAUAGAUGAAGAUAAUGAUAAUUAUGAAUAUCUUUUAAAAUGUACAUGGCGAAAAGUUCUAGAAAUUGUUAAUACUAAACCUGAAAUAGCAAAAGCUUUUUAUAUUUCAUUCGAUAAAAUACUUCAAGAAGAAAUUAGAACUUAUAUAUCAGAAAAAAA